AUGUUGUCCUUCCUGUACACUUACCUAACCAAUCUGCCCCGAUGGCAUCUGGUGGCGAUAGUCCUAGUAGGCUAUCUCAUCUACUACUUGAUGGAAGUGGUCAAGCGCCCAAUUCUUGCCGUCUCGAACGGACCGUUCAAGAAGUACCUGCGCAAACACAUCCCCACGCUGGAGAACAAAUUCUGGCCCACGUUCUGGUGCGUGGAAAGCCGCGCACAGACCGUGUUCGCUAGCAUCAUCCGCUCGAACAUCAUGCCGCUGGUCGAGUAUAGGCGGGAAGUGUUCACCCUGAAGGAUGGUGGCGAGGUAGCGCUCGACUGGCUAGAGACGGGUUGCGAUCCCGAAUCGCCGGUCAUCAUCAUCCUGCCGGGGUUGACCGGAGAAUCGCAGGCCGAGUACAUCAAGUGCCUGGUAACGGCUGCCAACCGCAUCGGCAUCCGGACGGUCGUGUUCACCAACCGGGGGCUGGGCGGUGUCGCACUCAAGACGCCGCGCCUCUACUGUGCCUCCAACUGCGAGGAUCUGUCCGAGGUGGUGAAGCACGUGAAGCAGUCGAACCCGCACGUCCGCAUCGGUGCGACCGGCAUCUCGAUGGGUGGCCUAAUACUCGGCAACUAUCUGGCGCGCCACAGCGACGAGGCAAAAUCGAUCCUGACCGCGGCCAAAAUUAUCUCCGUACCGUGGGACGUACACAAAGGUUGUGCCAGCAUUGAGCAACCGAUACUGAACAAUCUUCUUGGCCGGCAUCUUGCCUCGAGCCUGUGCCGAACAGUGAGCAAGUACGACAUACUGCGUGGCGAAGAGUUCGAAUGGGACAUGAACCAAGUGCUUCAGAGCAAAACGAUCAAACAGUUCGACUCGGCGUUCACCUCGAAACACUUCGGCUACAAGGAUGUGGACAGCUACUACACGGACGCCACGCUUCACAACAAACUACACCAGAUCAAAGUGCCUUUGCUGUGUCUGAGUGCGGCGGACGAUCCGUUCCAGCCGCUCGAUGCGAUCCCGAUCAAGGCGGCAGCCGGCUCGUCCCACGUCGCCAUCCUGAUUACGGCGCGCGGCGGCCACAUCGGCUUCCUGGAGGGAUGGUGGCCCGCCAACAAGGACCAGUACAUGGGGCGGCUCUUCAGCCAGUACUUCUCGGCCGCCCUGUUCGAUCCGGACAAUGAGUUUUACCGCACGGCACAGCUGAUGAUGGAGCACAACCUGACCGCGUCCACGUCCGUACCGGGCUCGCCGACGAACAAAUCGGCCCUCGGUGCCGCCAGCGCGAUAAGGAAAAAGUCCAUCCCCUUUUAAAGUGGCAGAGUUGCUGCACUUACGGUGUGGUGUUGCAUUGGGUGUUGCUGUGCUCCUGACACAUCCGCUCGGCACUGGGCGGGUAUGCCUUUCUCGCUAAUGCCGUGCAGUUCCGAUGCAAAACGGAAACGUCUCGUCUUUGCUUGUCGGCAUUUCAGGCGAGCGUUACUUCUCGACCACUUCUACUGCUGCAUAGCGUUGCGCACCGUGAACAGGCACUACGCAAACGAAAGCCGUAAUGGUACGCUACUAGUUGCGCACAAACUUGCGAUACGAUUCGGGAGCUAAAUCAUCCAGACAAAAAAGGCCAGACCAUGGCUUUUUUUAGUUUGUUUUCUCUGUAGGCACAGUUAAUUAAUACGUCCAGCCGAAGUUUCCGCUUUCAGAAAGCCGCUGGUGCUAAUACGUAAGCUUGGCGACAAACCGGCCACCGGAACACAGUGUCGCAGCAAUUGGCAAAGCAUACAUAAAACCGCAUGUGAUAGAGACGAUGGGGCUAGCGCAUACAAUAAUAAACAAAUUAGAAAGCAGAAUGCUGCGGCGGCGCUGCAUGGUUAUUGCCCUUAGCCCCCUCAGCUCUCGUUAACACUUUAUCCCAAAAUGUCAUAAAAAAAACCCAAAAAAUCUAGCGAUAGGAAGCCCGUUCCCUCCCGCACAAUUUAGGGGCGAGUUGAGCAGCAAAUUAACGGAUACAUAAUUGUAGGUAGAGAAAGGAAAAAAAACAUUCGUAAUUUUUCUCAGGACUCACAUUUCAACAAACAGACCGAUACACAAAUACACACACAUCCAGAAAUUCACAGAAAACUCAAUACCCUGGUUGACCAAUGAUUGUAAGGCUUUAUCUCGAACAACGAAUAACAAAUUCCAUAGUUGCUUGCUACUGUGGUGGUGAUUACAAGCCGCUAAAUCUGGUUUCGUUUUUUUUGUUCAAUAGAAAGCAGAAAAAACCGCUAAAAUGAUGGGCAUCGUGUAUCUUAAAUAAGUAUCUCGAGAGAGAGAGAGAGAGAGAGAGAGAGAGAGAGAGAGAGAGAGAGAGAGAGAGAGAGAGAGAGAGAGAGAGAGAGAGAGAGAAAAAGAUGCCCAUUUCCGGUGGCAGAGGCUUUUAGAAGGAUAUUUGCCGGACCGAACGGAGCGUCGUGGGUGUGGUAGUGUCUUAUACAUAUUUAAAACUUUCUGCAAAUCUGCUUAGAAUAGUGAAUACCUGUGUAACAGAAGACUUAUUUUAAAUAAAGUUCGAUUUCGAGUAGAUUAGGUAGUAGAAGAUGCGCGUUAAGGGUCGACUGAGGAGGAUCACCCUUUUGUUACAGUUACAGCUGAAGUAAGUUGAGUUUCUGGUCCCUUGGUGGAUUCGCUUACGUUGCAUUCGCGUUGUGGCCACGUGUGUGCCGUUUGGCGAAGAGUGAGAAGAAAAUCGUUACUAAAUACAGCAGUAUUGUUUGUUUGGGGCGAUAGUUAAAAACUAUCGGAAGGAAGGAGAUAAGACUCGUUAGCAAAAUAGAGAGAGGCAGAGAUAGAGAGAGAGAGAGAGUUGUUAAAAAUGACGUUGUUCUAUAGAUUGCAUCAAAUUAUAUUUGCGUAAGAAGAAAAUGCAUGCAUUAAAUUGAGAUAAUAAUAAGUAGUAAAAAGCAAAGUAAAGUGCAUGAAAACCAAGCAAUCCAAUUAAUAAAACAUUAAAUGCUAGGACUAUAAAUAAUAAGAAUAAACAAGUGAAACAAGUAGGUAGCUCGAACAUGGAAUAAAUCCCAUUACAAAGGUAAG
Messenger RNA from Anopheles merus, 3057 nucleotides. RefSeq names its product protein ABHD1 (gene Hydr1). Gene Ontology annotation, biological process: medium-chain fatty acid catabolic process; medium-chain fatty acid biosynthetic process. Gene Ontology annotation, molecular function: acetylesterase activity; monoacylglycerol lipase activity. The transcript has 4 exons. The coding region runs from base 1 to 1299 and encodes 432 amino acids. NCBI's taxonomy places the organism in Eukaryota, Metazoa, Arthropoda, Insecta, Diptera, Culicidae. The record is from RefSeq and is a predicted model, not a curated record.